UUUGUGUUACUCUUUUUCAAGCAGCGACUACCCUGCUUUAGUUUGACCAACAUACAUUCCACCACCAAGGGAGACCAGGAUGAGAAUGUGCUUAACCACUCGUACAAGCGCUAUCACCAGUCGAACACGGCAACAACGACAGCUGCCGGCCAGGAGACGAUACCAGUGUCGGUGCGGGAGUCGCAAUAUCGAGUUGGUCAGCAGCAGCAGGUGCGACCGGUGUUACAGCGGUCGAGCAAUGCGCGAUUGCACCAGGUGCAUGAUGCGAGACGUGGACCCAGCCAGACGCAGACACUGCCCGCAGGCUAUGCGUGCCUCAAGCAUCCGAGCGCCAACGGGGGCGGCUCCAAUAUAAAUCUUUAUCUACACAACGAUCUGGAUCGGCGCUUCUACUUUGAGAAGCCGGCGGUCUCCAAGUGCAAUUUGCACUCUCGCAGCUUUGCCAAGUCAUUGAACGAGCUGUGCCUAGAGCCAACACCAGCAACGGCCCCAGCCCCACAACCACCACCGCCUACCGCUACGUUUGCCGAUUUGCCACAGGAGUUUCCGCUAACGCGCUCGGUGUCGACCACCACAGAUAUCUACACAGCGCCAACGGCGGUCCAACUGAAGCGCAAGCAGCUGCGCAACAUGGCCACCAAUACUCGCACAGAACAGCGCGACGACGGAGAGGAGCAAACGGCGCGGCUGUGCGGGCUGAAGCGCGGCCUGCGCAAGACUAAGGACGAGCUGUUCCAGGAGUUCUGCAAGCGAGCUAGCAUGCGCGCCAAGCCAAAGAAUAUAUACUAUAUACCCAGCGAAGAUCCUGACGAUGCACCCCCGCUCCAACAGCCACAGCCCCCACGGCGUGGCUACGAAGAGGCCCAAAGGAGCCAACAUGAUGAAGAUGACACCGACGGCGAUGAUCAUGGAUUUCGACAGUUUCGCUCUGGCCCCACCUUGGACGAAGAACAUCUCUAUAUAGUCGGCGAUCACGCUCAGCUAGUGAUGCCUCGGCGAGUGUCCAUGUGUGUGGAGCCUUUGCUGCCGCCGUUGAUGCCGACGCAGCAGUUGCGCAAACUGAACUCGAAUAUGUCGCUGCACAUGCCGCAAACAGAGGUGUGGCCCUGGAUGACACAGCCACGUCUCGCAUCGGAGCAUGGUCAGAGUCGGACGCUGCCACGCUGCUUCCUGCGCCAGACAGCUGGCAGUCAGGACAGCCUGGGCUCCCUGCAGAGCAGUUACAGCGCCAGCCAGCUGCGCUUCUCGCAGCUGAUGCAGCAGCACCAGCAGCAACUGCAUCAGCAGAAUCGUUAUCUGUCCACGCUGACGCUGCCCCGGCCCGUUGAUGAGGCUCAGAUCAAUCCGCAGUCACAACAGCAGCAGCAGCAGGCGCAGCCACAGCCGCAAGCACAACCGCAGCCGCAGUCGGCAGUGCAGUGGCCCUCGGCUAUACCGUCCUCACCAUCCAAUUAUGCCAACGGCUAUCCAAUGCCUCAGCCACUUUACGCUCCGGCUAUUGCUGUACCGCUUUCCAGCAGCAUCGCCGGACCGCAUCCGCCCAAGUUUCAGCGCGCCUACGCCUUCGACGAUGCCCAGCGCCGGGCCAGCCAGGCCAGCUGUGCCGCUUCGGAAGCCUUCGAUCUGGACGAGAUGGAGCGCGAGCGCAGACACUCCCAUGCCACCCUCUUCGGUGGAACAGGCAUGCCGCAGAAGCGGGAGCAAUACGACAUCAUCAAUGGCACUGCGGUUUAG
Molecule: messenger RNA, 1734 nt
Organism: Drosophila navojoa
Lineage: Eukaryota; Metazoa; Arthropoda; Insecta; Diptera; Drosophilidae
Gene: stg1
Product: stargazin-like protein
Biological process (GO): transmission of nerve impulse; neurotransmitter receptor transport, postsynaptic endosome to lysosome; postsynaptic neurotransmitter receptor diffusion trapping
Cellular component (GO): AMPA glutamate receptor complex; postsynaptic density membrane
Molecular function (GO): voltage-gated calcium channel activity; channel regulator activity
Source: RefSeq, a predicted model, not a curated record